Eruca vesicaria subsp. sativa (arugula) is the source of this 312-nucleotide messenger RNA. NCBI's taxonomy places the organism in Eukaryota, Viridiplantae, Streptophyta, Magnoliopsida, Brassicales, Brassicaceae. The record is from the annotation of a GenBank genome assembly.
AUGACUAUGAUAAGUGCUGGUCACGAGACAACAGCAGCUGUUUUUACUUGGGCUGCUAACCUUCUUGCACAAAAUCCUGAAAAAAAUAGGAAAGCUCAAGCUGAGAUUUAUACUGUACUUGGUGAAGGUGCACCUAUUUAUAAAUCAUUGAAAAAGCAAGAGUCCGUACAUACGACUCAUCAUUGUAGAAUCCCUUCGUCUAUAUCCUUUCUCAUUUUUAUUGUCAUGUACGGAAAGACAGAACCACAAGGUUUCAACUGGAGAUUUCAAAACCUACUGGAGAACCUCAAAAGUGAAGUAGUCUGGACAUGA